UGGGCUGGGAGUAAACGUUAAUGUCAUUUCAGUGUGUACAGAGGCUCGGGCGCGUUGGUGCGCGAGUCGCUGCAUAGCCAGACGAAGCAAUUUACUUGAACGCCAGAGCUUCGGCAGAAGACGCUCUUUCUUCAGUUCCCCCUACGUAAAAAUGUGUCCCUUUAUAUUGUACUGACUGACGGGAGGUCGACGGAGUGGCAAUUUGGCGGACCCCUGAAGCUUCCAAACUCCAAUGUGAUUCUUUGUAAAACCUGUCAACUGCAAAUAAACUUAGAAAAUACAAGGAAUAGCAGGCUGGAGCUGCUGCAUCCCGUUAUCAGCACACGCCGUCGUUUGAGGUAGGAGUUACAUUUGAAGAAACUGAAAAAAGAAGAGGUUUCUAAAAUGGACCAGAAAGUAAGCAAACUCACACUUGGAUUCCAGCGUAGCUCUACAUCUGAUGAUGAUUCUGGAUGCGCCAUGGAAGAAUAUGCUUGGGUUCCCCCAGGGCUCCGACCAGAACAGGUGCAGCUUUACUUUUCCUGUCUACCUGAGGAUAAGGUUCCUUACAUUAAUAGCCCCGGAGAGAAAUAUCGUAUCAAGCAACUGUUGUAUCAACUGCCUCCUCACGAUAACGAGGUGAGAUAUUGCCAGGCCCUCAGUGAAGAGGAGAAAAAGGAGUUACAGAUGUUCAGCACACAACGCAAGAAAGAAGCACUAGGAAGAGGCACAAUUAAACUCCUGCCUCGGACACUAAUGCAUUCAGUUUGUAACCAGUGCGGAGAAAACAUUAAUGGCGGUGAAAUAGCUGUGUUUGCCUCUAGAGCUGGUCCUGGUGUCUGCUGGCACCCAGCAUGCUUCUCUUGCUCCACUUGUAACGAGCUGCUGGUUGACCUCAUCUAUUUUUAUCAGGACGGAAAGAUUCACUGUGGGAGACAUCAUGCUGAACUGCUGAAACCCCGCUGCUCAGCAUGUGAUGAAAUAAUCUUUGCUGAUGAAUGUACAGAGGCCGAGGGCCGCCACUGGCACAUGAAGCACUUCUGCUGUUUUGAGUGUGAGACUGUUCUUGGUGGACAGAGGUACAUCAUGAAGGAUGGACGACCAUAUUGCUGUGGCUGCUUUGAAUCGCUGUAUGCCGAAUACUGUGAGGUCUGUGGGGAGCAUAUUGGGGUUGACCACGCACAGAUGACAUACGAUGGGCUGCACUGGCAUGCGACUGAAACCUGUUUCUGUUGCUCUCAAUGCAAAACAUCCUUGUUGGGAUGCCCAUUCUUACCUAAACAAGGAAGGAUUUAUUGUUCCAAAGCUUGCAGUCUUGGUGAAGACAUUCAUGCUUCAGAUUCCUCCGAUUCAGCUUUUCAGUCCGCACGUUCAAGGGAAUCUAGGCGAAGUGUGCGAAUGGGGAAGAGCAGUAGAUCAGCAGAUCAAUGCAGACAGUCUUUGCUCUUCUCCCCGGCUGUGAAUUAUAAAUUCCCUGUAUUUUCUGGAAAUGCUGAUGAUACUUUAUCUCGUAAACUGGAGGAUCUAAAUAUCUCCAGGCAAGAAGCAAAUUUUUCCGAUCAUUUUUGGAAAAAUAGAGAGGAGCAAGAAGCUCCAGAGGACCCAGAGGAAUGGGCUGAACACGAAGACUAUAUGACUCAAUUAUUACUUAAGUUUGGCGAUCGUGCCCUGUUCCAGCAGCCUGAGACCACUAGGCAGAUGGAUACCUGGAUGUCUGAAAAUGGGGGUGAGUUGAAACCAGAGUCAAAAAGUACUGGGCAUAAUCAAAGCUUGGCUAGCAAGAAAUAUCAAUCUAAUAUGUACUGGACCCAGUCCCAAGAUGGAUUAGGAGAUUCUGCUUAUGGCAGUCACCCUGGGCCUGCAAGUAGCCGAAAAAUCCAAGAGCUAGAGAUGGACCAUGGUGCUACAAGCUUUAAACAUGACCAGAAACAGUGGUACGAUGGCUCUUUAGAGUGCAUUACAGAUGAACUGAAGCAGCCGGAACGCAGUAUUGGAGACUCCAUGGAUUCCUUGGCUCUGUCAAACAUUACUGGGGCAUCGGUUGAUGGAGAAAACAAGCAAAGGCCUUCUUUAUACUCUUUACAAAACUUCCAGGAACUCGAUACUGAAGACUGUGAGAAAAUCAGUAACAUGGGGACCCUUAACUCAUCAAUGCUACACAGGAGCACAAACUCAUUAAAGAGCCUAACAUCUGAACUGGAGAAUGAAGACUUGGCGUUACCCGAGGAACAGCCAAAGCCCAUUCACUUGCCCGCACUUCGAAGGUCAAAAUCGCAGUCAAGACCUCAGCAAGUGAAGUUUUCUGAUGACGUGAUAGAUAACGGACAUUAUAACGAAAUAGAGGUUCGGCAGCCUCCGAUGAGCGAGAGGACACGCCGAAGAGUUUAUCAUUUUGACGAACAAAGUCAGCGUCCACACAAUCAUCACAACCAUCACCAUCGCAGAAGAAGCCGCAAGUCCCGUUCUGACAAUGCUCUUCACCUGGCUACUGAUAGGAGACCAUGUGCAAAGGAAAGGUCCCGAAUGUAUAUCCCAGAUGACUAUGACAAGCUGGUGCAAACAAAGUGCCCUCCAGGUACACAGCCAUAUUUGCCAAAUCAGGAACUGUAUGGACCAUAUUCCCAUGCCACAACUGACUAUGCAUUCCAGAACCAAGUGGUGGACAAAUUUCUCGGACUUUAUGGUGAUGAAGACUCUUGGUGCUCCACCUGUUCAUCCUCUUCCUCGGACUCGGAGGAAGAAGGGUACUUUCUCGGGCAGCCAAUACCACAACCGAGGCAGCAGAGAUACCGCUAUUACACAGAUGACCUUUCCAGUCCAGCCCAGGUGCUUCCUUCAGCACUGUUUCCAACCAGAACAGCCAAAUCCAAAAAGAAAAAAGGCCACAAGGGCAAAAACUGCAUUAUUUCCUAGCCAGGCGAUGAAGGAAUGGGGUUUCUCCAAAAACUGAUUUUUUUUUAAACUGUUUCUUUGUAUUUAUAUUGCCAUUUCAGCUGCCUCAAUAUGGGUAUUGUGACUUAAUUAUUUAAUUUCAAACUAAGUAGAUUUAAGAGGUGUCCACUGUGCAAAUUGUUUACAGUCUGCUUGUAUUUCAGGCUAACAAGGUUUAUCACGUGACCCAUUUAUCCACCAAUCACAGCUCAGUGCAUAACUGAAGACUGAAAGACGUGCAAUUGUGAGCCGUUCAAUUAUUAAUCAGUCGUAACGUUCACACAGCGCGUCUAAAACUGCAGUAUUUAGCAUUGUUCAACGAAAUAUAUUUAACUUGGUAUUUAGUGAGUAAUAGUAAUUGUAAUUUAACAGUGCAAAUAUUAAUGUACAUAUUGUAAAGUUAAAAUUUUAACUGAUAUUUUUAUAUCCCUGAGUUGCAAAAGACAUUUCUAUGUUUUGUUUGUAUGAAACUGAAUUAAUAGCAGGAUCAAUCUGUGCUUUCUUUUAAUUGCUGCCCUUUUGUUAAUCAGGGUUUUUAAAAAUUGCAGAAUAUGUUGACAGGAAAAUGUUUUCAUGUUUAAAAGUAUUUACUAUGUUUCACUUACUGGUAUCCUGUCCAUUCAGGGCUUUGUGUUGGUGGGUAUAUAUUGACAUCCCAUCACAAUGUGGCCUUGUGAAAUGACACGGUUUAUUAAUGGGUCAGGCAUAGUAAGCAAACCAGACACAUGUAAUCUGUAUAAAUGUAAAAACUGGAACCUAAGGCUAAUAAAAGCAGAUAUUGUGCUA
This is a messenger RNA of Erpetoichthys calabaricus (reedfish), 3696 nucleotides long. RefSeq names its product prickle homolog 1a (gene prickle1a). The record is from RefSeq and is a predicted model, not a curated record. The transcript is spliced from 8 exons. Gene Ontology annotation, molecular function: zinc ion binding. The coding region runs from base 385 to 2892 and encodes 835 amino acids. NCBI's taxonomy places the organism in Eukaryota, Metazoa, Chordata, Cladistia, Polypteriformes, Polypteridae.